UUUCUUGCGUUUCUUGUUUGAGUCCGAGCGCUCCGCCUUGAACAAAAUACGAUGUGUGGGCGAACAGCAUGUGGUCUGUCAAAGCCAUGCCUCAGCCUUGCCUGCCAGUACCAGGACCCUGAGGGUUCGUACCAGUGUCCAGAGUGGUGCGACAUUGAUUUGAAUGGCACCUACAAGCCUUCCUACAAUGUAGCACCCACAAGUUAUUGCCCAGUGCUGGUUGACAACAGCAAGCUUGAUGACAACAUGCCGCCUAAGAGGGUGUUGACUGCCAUGAAGUGGGGGCUUGUGCCGAGCUGGCAUCCAGGGGACCCGGCGGACUUCAAGCUGCACACAUUCAAUUGCCGUGUGGAGGGCUGUAACAGCCGAAAGUGCUACCAGCCUGCGAUCGCAAAGGGCCGCCGUUGUGUGGUUGUUGCCGAAGGGUUCGUUUCAAAAACCAUUUUAUGAUGUCAAAUGGUGAGCUUUCUGCUUGCACGGG
This is a messenger RNA of Rhipicephalus sanguineus (brown dog tick), 481 nucleotides long. Its product is annotated as abasic site processing protein HMCES-like. Gene Ontology annotation, biological process: DNA damage response. Lineage: Eukaryota; Metazoa; Arthropoda; Arachnida; Ixodida; Ixodidae. Gene Ontology annotation, molecular function: single-stranded DNA binding. The transcript has 3 exons. Bases 52 to 450 code for a protein of 132 amino acids. The record is from RefSeq and is a predicted model, not a curated record.